AUGUGUGUAGCUUAUGUUCAUGUUACUGAAAAUAAUGAAAUAGCACAAGGACUAAUUCAAAAACAACUAGGGUAUCCUGUUAAAUUUUGGCAUUACAUACCUGAAAAUCUCGAAGAAUGUUUAUAUAUUAUAAUUAUGUCUCGAUAUACUCAUAAUCAUCUACCGCCGCCACCAUCUAAAAUACCGGUUGCAAUCCAAAAUAAUUUAAAAAGUAUAAUUUCUGAAGAAAAUAUUUUAGAUUUAACGGUUAAGAAACUAAUUACUCAUAUGUAUUUUUCAACAAGAGUUCCACUUUCUGAAUUACAUCCAGCGUUAAAUAAUAGAUCAAAAAUUGAUCAUAUGAUUACAACAAAACGCCAUGCUAAACAUUCAUAUGGUCAAGAUAUCAUGGGCGUCGCAUAUAUGCUUUUAAAACAAAAAGAAGGAAGCAAAAAUGAUUCUUAUAUUAGAUCUGAUAAGAGACAACCGUGGGUACUUGCAAGUUUGUCACCAGCAUUCACUAAAAUAUCACCAACUAUUUGGGCCAAUACACCAUUUACAACAAAUGCAAGAAAAUUAGCCUACGCAAAUAUUAACAGAAAUGGUUACGGAUUAUCUUUAUUGGUGGCUAUUCAAAA
Molecule: messenger RNA, 617 nt
Organism: Racocetra persica
Lineage: Eukaryota; Fungi; Glomeromycota; Glomeromycetes; Diversisporales; Gigasporaceae
Source: the annotation of a GenBank genome assembly